Messenger RNA from Lactuca virosa, 984 nucleotides. The record is from the annotation of a GenBank genome assembly. NCBI's taxonomy places the organism in Eukaryota, Viridiplantae, Streptophyta, Magnoliopsida, Asterales, Asteraceae.
AUGUUCAAUCUCACCCGAUCAGAACACCUUGACCUUUCCUGUAACAGUUUCAUUGGUACCCUGCCAUCUCAUCUGGGGAGUCUCACAAAUUUAGAAUUUCUGGAUCUUAGCCGAAAUCGGUUAACCAGUCCAAUCCCUCCGUCUUUUGGUUCCAUGAUCAAACUCAAAUUCCUAGACUUGAGCAUAAAUCAACUAAGAGGGCCAAUUCCACAGGAACUUUGUAAUCUUCAGAAGCUAGAAACAUUGAACCUGGGUGACAAUCUUCUUCAAGGUCCAAUUCCCUCAGCUUUGGGUUGUUUAAGCCAACUGAUAAUUUUGAACCUUAGUAUGAAUAAUAUCAGUGGCCCCAUUCCUCCACAUAUAGAAUAUCUGAAGAACCUAGAACAACUUGACCUUAAUCAUAACCAGAUUUCUGGGGUCAUUCACCUUGAAUUCAGAAACUUGUCGAGACUCUCUUACCUUGAUUUUUCAUCAAACCGUUUGUCCGGGAAUGUAUCCUUUCAGUAUCCAAGCUACCACAGAGAAAGUCAACCAGAAAUAGAAAAACAUGGAGAUGUGUGCUCCGUAUUAAAUUAUGAUGGGACACUUGCAUUCGAAGACUUCAUCAAGGCAACAGAGGACUUCGACCUCAAAUAUUGCAUUGGAACCGGUGGCUAUGGAAGUGUUUAUGAAGCGAAACUGCCUAACGGUAAAACAUUUGCUUUGAAGAAACUCCAUCGGUUUGAAGCCAAGCAACCAGCAUUUGACAAGAGUUUCAAGAACGAGAUUGAAGUUCUAACCAACCUAAGGCACAAAAACAUUGUGAAACUCUAUGGUUUUUGUUUGCAUAACCAAUGCAACUUCCUUGUAUACGAAUACAUGGAAAAAGGGAGCCUAUUUUGCGCAUUGAGUGACAAUAAAUUCGCUGUCAUGUUGGAUUGGAAGACGAGGGUAAACAUUAUCAAACACGUAGCCCAUGAUUUUUCUUACAUGCAUCAUUGUUAG